AUGCGUUGGCAGAAAUUUUCUGUAUGUAGUCGGCGCUCUAUUGGUACGGUGCUUGAACGUAAAUCACAUCGCUGUUUCGAGGACGAGUCUCAGAUUUCAGUGGGCCAAUGUGGAAACUUCCGCCUUGACCCUGGCGAAGAGUGUGAUCCCGGAAGAUCUGGCGCAAACAAGUGCUGUUUAGAAACGUGCAAAUUGGCCCCUGGAGCUCAGUGUUCGCCUUUCAAUCACAAGUGCUGCACAAAAGCCAGGUACAUCUGGGCCAAUGUUGUGAGCAUUAUCCUCUGUCUUGCAGCUGUGGUCUGGGUGCCUCUGAGUAUCCUGAUGCACCACUACGUAAGCUCUUGCGUGGCUUUUCAAAAGUUUGUCCUCAAUUUUAUAGAGGCAACGAAAAAGCUCCAGUGA
Molecule: messenger RNA, 402 nt
Organism: Dibothriocephalus latus
Lineage: Eukaryota; Metazoa; Platyhelminthes; Cestoda; Diphyllobothriidea; Diphyllobothriidae
Source: the annotation of a GenBank genome assembly